Cyanistes caeruleus (blue tit) is the source of this 1910-nucleotide messenger RNA. NCBI's taxonomy places the organism in Eukaryota, Metazoa, Chordata, Aves, Passeriformes, Paridae. The record is from RefSeq and is a predicted model, not a curated record.
GCAGGGGGGCACCGGGGAUGGUGCUGGAGCUGGAGCGCUGGGUUUGUACCUGCGAACAGGAGUUGGCUGUCUUUCAUUCCAGAUGUUUUCAUGCCAGGAGAUUUACUCCUUAUUUAUUUGUGGACUCCUUGUUUCUUUGUGGAGACCUUAAUUUAUUUGGGAUUAGGAUUCCCAUGGCACGUGAACUAGAGGAUAAUUUGGAGUAGGAGGUGUCUUCAUGCUGCCCAAGAUGGUCGGGAAGCUGAAGCAGAACCUGCUGCUGGCGUGCCUGGUGAUCAGCUCGGUGACCGUGUUCUACCUGGGCCAGCACGCCAUGGAGUGCCACCACCGCAUGGAGCAGCGCGGGCAGCCCCCGCGGGGGGACGGUGCCAGGGCCACGCUGGGGACAGCCCCCAGUGCCAGCACCAACAGAACCCUGCCCUACAGCAAGGACAUGCCUCUGAUCUUCAUCGGGGGAGUGCCCCGCAGCGGCACCACGCUGAUGCGCGCCAUGCUGGACGCGCACCCCGAUAUCCGCUGCGGGGAGGAGACCAGGGUGAUCCCCAGGAUCCUGGCUGUGAAGCAGAUGUGGGCCAGGUCCAGCAAGGAGAAAAUCCGCCUGGAUGAGGCCGGGGUCACGGAUGAGGUGCUGGAUUCAGCCAUGCAGGCGUUUUUGUUGGAGAUCAUCGUCAAACACGGCGAGCCCGCUCCCUAUUUGUGUAACAAGGAUCCCUUUGCUUUAAAAUCCCUAACUUAUCUCGCCAGAAUUUUCCCCAAUGCCAAAUUCCUGCUGAUGGUCCGGGAUGGCCGUGCAUCUGUGCAUUCCAUGAUCUCCAGGAAAGUCACAAUAGCUGGCUUUGACCUGAACAGCUACAGGGACUGCCUGACCAAGUGGAACCGGGCCAUAGAAACCAUGUACAACCAGUGCAUGGAGGUGGGCUUUGGCAGGUGCAUGCUGGUGCACUACGAACAGCUGGUGCUGCACCCUGAGAGGUGGAUGAGGACUCUCCUCAAGUUCCUGCACAUCCCAUGGAACCAGGCAGUGCUGCACCAUGAGGAGAUGAUUGGAAAAGCUGGGGGGGUUUCUCUUUCCAAGGUUGAAAGAUCCACUGACCAAGUGAUCAAGCCAGUGAAUGUGGAAGCCCUGUCCAAGUGGGUUGGGAAGAUCCCAGCUGAUGUCCUGCAGGACAUGCCAGUGAUUGCCCCCAUGCUGGCCAAACUGGGCUAUGACCCCUAUGCCAACCCCCCCAAUUAUGGGAAGCCAGAUCAGAAAGUGGUGGAAAACACAAGGAGGGUCUAUAAAGGUGAAUUUCAGCUUCCUGACUUCCUCAAAGAAGUGCCACAGACUGAACCUAUGGAAUAGAGGAUAAAAUGGACAUUUCUUGCACAGAAGGAGAUCAACUGCUGCCUUUUCCAUGGGAAUGAUCCCUCAGGCCUAGGCCCCUGGGAUCAGAGGUGUGCUGCUCAUGGCCUGUUCUCUUCAGAAUGUUCUCUCCUGUUUCUUUCAUCCUGUUUUUGUUCUGUAUUUUGCUGUUGUGAGCGCAUGUAAACCUUAUAAAAAAAACAACAAAAAAAUCACUGAUGUUAAUGUAGAACUGCAUUACAUUCGCACAACUAUUUUUUUAAGGUUUUAAAAAAUGCAAAAGCAAUGCCUGUCUCUGAAAUUGCUCUUUUGUUUUAAUUACAGGGCUCCAUCUUCAAAGAUUUUUUUUUUUUUGUUUCUUGUAGCAGUUUGGUUUUAAAUGUAUGAAGCUUUCAAGAGUGCUCUGUGCUUGUCCUGAAAGAUUUUUGGUGGAACAGUUUGUUUAAUUCAUAUGUGGAAAAUGUUAAUUAUCUUUUAUUUAAAAAAAAAAAGUUGAUAAAUUACAUGUACAAUUGCAAUUCAAUGAUCUUUUGUAUUUUAUUUUUCAAAAUAAAUGCUUUAAAUGUGA